UUCACUGAAAAGUUUGACUCGACGCAAGGAGCCUGCACGGAGCUGCAAGGCCAAAAACAAGCGGAUAAGUUUUAUUAGUCUGUUUUUCCCUCGGAGCGAACAUGGAGUCCGUGGCUCAGAAAGUGCUCUCAUCAGGGUUCACCCUCGACUUUGGACCCCUGAAGGAGCCCCUGGCGUUCAUCCGUGUGCUGGAGUGGGUUUUUUCCAUAUUCGCCUUCGCCACGACUGGAGGUUACAGCGGAUCCACCUCGUUCAACGUCAAGUGCAAUGGAAGCAAAAGCGAGGAAGUGACUGCGUUGUUCAACUACCCGUUCAGGUUGAUGGACCAUCCCUAUCACGUUACCGAUUGUGAAACCGAUGGAACCAAAACCUACUUCCUGACCGGAGAUCACUCGUCCUCUGCACAGUUCUACGUCUGCAUCGGAGUUUUGGCUUUUCUCUACAGCACCGCCUCGUUAAUCCUCUAUCUGGGCUAUCAGCACUUGUACAGAGAAUCCACUCGGGGUCCCAUCACGGAUCUGCUGGUGACUGCAUCCUUGGCUUUCCUGUGGCUCGCAUCAUCCUCCGCCUGGGCUAGAGGUUUGACUGAUGUCAAAACAGCCACUAGUUUUGAAACUAUUUCCAGUGUUCUUGGCGUUUGCAAGACGAGCACAUGCACCCCAGGAGCCUUGCCCUCUAUGGGCAAAUUAAAUGCUUCUGUGAUAUUUGGAUUCCUAAACCUCAUCCUGUGGGGAGGAAAUUGUUGGUUUAUAUACAAAGAAACUCCUUUCCACAAGACAAAUCAGCCUGCCAACGGUGAAGCUGGAUUGACGCCAUCGUAACUGCACGGCUCCCUCUUUUCAAAAACAGUCUGAUAUAUGCAACUGACUGCAAUUUUUGCAGAAAAGAUUCUAAUUUUAUGCUGUUUUUUUUUUUGUUUGGUUGUUUUUUUUUUUUUUUUUUUGCUUAAUGAGAAAUUUAUUUUUGUCAUUUCAUCUAAAAAGGUACUAAAAUGUAUUGUUUAGCCAAAUAUUAAUACAGACUGACCCAUGUAAUACUAAAGCAUGCAGACUUUUGAGUUUUGAGUUUGUAGAUAACGGGUACAAAUGCAAAACCUGCUUUAACAGCUGCACACCUUUUUCACAGGAUACUGUACAGUAUCUUUGUUCAAUGUAAAUUUUCUGCAAUUAUAUAUUGUCCAAAACUCAGGGCUGAUAAGAAUAUUAAUCAGAUUUCCAGUUUCAGUUCAAGUACUUGAAUGUGUUUAGUUAAAAUGAAGCCCAUGUUUAAAUUAUAUAAGUGCCACCGUGAGAUUAUUAUGUAAAGGUCAAAUAGUUUUUGUUUUUCUUCCUUUUGCGGUCAUAAUAAUUGUUGUUACAGUAAGGGUAAUAUUUCUAGUUUAGACUAACUUCUGAAUAUUGUGCUGAAUGGAGUGUUUCUGUUGAACCCGUUAAAAGCAUUUUACUGUUAAAUUUUCAAAUAAAAAAAAUAAAAUUCUCGUUACAUAAGA
Messenger RNA from Poeciliopsis prolifica (blackstripe livebearer), 1489 nucleotides. It is a transcript of the gene sypl2b, whose product is annotated as synaptophysin-like 2b. Bases 102 to 821 code for a protein of 239 amino acids. Lineage: Eukaryota; Metazoa; Chordata; Actinopteri; Cyprinodontiformes; Poeciliidae. The transcript is spliced from 6 exons. The record is from RefSeq and is a predicted model, not a curated record. Gene Ontology annotation, cellular component: synaptic vesicle; synaptic vesicle membrane.